GAGAGAGGGAGAGCACGAAAGCAGCGCCAGGAGCAGCGGCAGCAGCAGGGCCGGUCACCCUCGCCCCCUCCCUGCUCCUGUGCACGCCAGUGCAAGCCAUGUCCUAUCCUCAGGGUUACCUCUACCAGCCCCCCGGCUCGCUGGCUCUGUACUCCUGCCCGGCGUACGGGGCGUCGGCGCUGGCGGCCCCCAGGAGCGAGGAGCUGGCCAGGUCUUCGUCGGGAUCGGCGUUCAGCCCUUACCCGGGAUCGGCAGCUUUCACCGCCCAGGCGGCGGCCACAGGCUUCACCAGCCCUCUCCAGUACUCCACAGACCCCGCCACGGGAUUCCCCUCCUACAUGGGCUCCCCUUACGACGCCCAUACGACGGGGAUGACCGGAGCCAUCAGCUACCACCCGUACGGCAGCCCUGCCUACCCCUACCAGCUCAACGACCCUGCGUACAGGAAAAAUGCCACCCGCGACGCCACGGCCACGCUUAAGGCCUGGCUGCAGGAGCACCGCAAGAACCCCUACCCCACCAAGGGCGAGAAGAUCAUGCUGGCCAUCAUCACCAAGAUGACCCUCACCCAGGUCUCCACCUGGUUCGCCAACGCCCGCCGGCGGCUCAAGAAGGAGAACAAGAUGACCUGGGCCCCGCGGAACAAGAGCGAGGACGAGGACGACGAUGAAGGCGAAGGGGCAAGGAGUAAAGAGGAGAGUCCUGACAAGAUGCCCGAGAGCAACGAAACCUCCGCGGAGGACGAAGGGAUCAGUUUGCAAGUCGACUCGCUGACGGACCACUCCUGCUCCGCCGAGUCGGACGGCGAGAAGCUGCCUUGCCGAGCGGGCGACCCCCUCUGCGAGUCGGGCUCGGAGUGCAAGGACAAGUACGAGGACAUCGAAGAAGAGGAGGAGGACGAGGACGAGGAGGAAGAAGAGGACAUUGAGGAGGACGACGGCGGUGGUGGAGGGGAGCGCGACCCGCCGGCCAAGACCGCCACCUCCUCGCCGCUGGCCGCCGUGGAGGCCCCUCUGCUCGGCCACCCGCACGCCGACGCCGCCCGCAGCGCCAGCAAGGCGGCGCUGAGCGGCCGCGCCUCGCCCGGGCCUCCGACGCCGGCCAGCAAGCCCAAGCUCUGGUCGCUGGCUGAAAUCGCCACGUCGGACCUCAAGAGCCAGACCCUGGGCCAAGGGUGCCAGCCGGCGCCUCUCUCUUCGGCCACCCCUGCCUCCGCCCCGCACAGCGCUGCCUACUCGCCCUCCUCCCUCCUGGGAAGGCAUAUUUAUUACACCUCACCUUUUUAUAGCAAUUAUACAAACUAUGGGAACUUUAACGCUCUCCAGAGCCAGGGAAUCCUGAGAUACAACUCGGCAGCAGUGGCUUCAAACGAGGGACUAAGUCAGACUGUCCUAAACGCCAGCUCUGUUCACAAACAGAGCAGUGACUCUUUGAAAACGAUCACUAACCAGCUAGAACAACAUUACAGGCCCUCUAGUUAUGACUCUAAGAAAGAUCCCACUGAAGUCUGCACAGUAGGAGUACAACCAUACCUAUAGAAGUGCAAUCACACAGCAAUGCAAGUAGGUGUCACAAUUGCUUUGAAAAAAGUCAGCAAGCCAUCAUCUCUCCCCGAGCUAAUAUAUAUAACAAAUCUCUAAAUCCGGAACACAUGUGGUGCCACUGUAUAAAAGAAGACCACAGAGCACUAUUAGAUCUUCAGAAUCUAAUUAUUAAACCAGAAUUUUGUUGGACAUACGUGAGUUUGCUGGUAUAGUAUAGUUUCCCCAAUGUAUGUGUGACUUUUGAAAACAGAUCUGUUUUUCUCAGGAUAUCUUGAAUUGAUCACUUCAUUGCCACGGUAUCUAUUCGAUAGGUGUGAUAGGAUUUAUUGUAAAAUUUAUUUGUAAAAUAUGUAUACAGUAGAGAUAAUAAAGACGUGAUUGGAGAACUUGAGUCCUUACAAAGUGGAAACAAAUUUGAUAUUUAUUUUUGUAACGAUAUAAAGCUUCUAGUAAUUUAUGCAAGUUGUAUUGCAAUGGAAUCUGAACUUUUUGUAAAUAAAUUUUGCCUGGUUUUUAUUUGAAACGUUGAUGGUUAUACAAUCUUUGGUUGUUUAACGAGAAUUCUUUACUAAUUUAUAUCUCUAAUUGUAAAUAAAAACAGACUAGUCUGCAACAAUA
Messenger RNA from Melopsittacus undulatus (budgerigar), 2162 nucleotides. It is a transcript of the gene IRX2, whose product is annotated as iroquois homeobox 2. The transcript has 5 exons. The record is from RefSeq and is a predicted model, not a curated record. Gene Ontology annotation, cellular component: nucleus. NCBI's taxonomy places the organism in Eukaryota, Metazoa, Chordata, Aves, Psittaciformes, Psittaculidae. The coding region runs from base 99 to 1538 and encodes 479 amino acids. Gene Ontology annotation, biological process: neuron differentiation; cell development; regulation of transcription by RNA polymerase II. Gene Ontology annotation, molecular function: RNA polymerase II cis-regulatory region sequence-specific DNA binding; DNA-binding transcription factor activity, RNA polymerase II-specific.